Podarcis muralis (Common wall lizard) is the source of this 936-nucleotide messenger RNA. Its product is annotated as olfactory receptor 4D5-like. Gene Ontology annotation, cellular component: membrane. Lineage: Eukaryota; Metazoa; Chordata; Lepidosauria; Squamata; Lacertidae. Gene Ontology annotation, molecular function: G protein-coupled receptor activity; olfactory receptor activity. The record is from RefSeq and is a predicted model, not a curated record. Gene Ontology annotation, biological process: G protein-coupled receptor signaling pathway.
AUGGAAGCAGAGAACGGCACCACUGUGAGAGAGUUUGUAUUUCUUGGGCUGACCAGCAAGCCAGAAGUGAAGGUCCUCUUGUUUGCUUUCUUCUUGGCUGUAUAUGGCACAACCAUGCUGGGCAACCUCUUAAUCGUUAGCCUAGUGGCUUAUGCACCUAUCCUCCAUACCCCUAUGUACUUCCUCUUAGGAAACCUCUCAUUCCUUGAUUUCUGCUACUCUAGCAUAACUGCUCCUAAAAUGUUGGCCGGUUUCCUAUCAAAGACCAACACCAUCUCUUAUGUGGGCUGCAUUUGCCAGAUCUUCUUCUUCCACUUCAUUGGCGGCAUCAAGAUCUUCCUUCUUGUCAUCAUGGCCUAUGACCGUUACAUUGCCAUCUUCUGCCCAUUGCGCUACAUGGUCAUCAUGAAUGGGGCAGUGUGUGGUGGCCUGAUGUGUGCCUCCUGGACUGGUGGCUUUGUCCACUCCAUCAUCCAAGUGGCCAUUAUUACCCAGUUGCCCUUUUGUGGCCCCAACAAGCUGGACAACUUCUACUGUGAUGUGCCACAGGUGGUCAAACUGGCUUGUACUAAUACCUUCGUGGUGGAGCUACUCAUGGUGUCCAACAGUGGCCUCGUGACUUUAAUGUGCUUUGUGGUGUUGCUUGUGUCAUACUCCAUCCUUCUGGCCAAGCUCAGAGCAGGGUCUGCACCCAACCGGAGCAAAGCUAUCUCCACCUGUGCUUCCCAUGUCACUGUAGUGACCCUGAUUUUUGGGCCUUGCAUCUACAUUUACAUCCAUCCCUUCCGCAGCUUCCCCAUGGACAAAGCCAUCUCCGUUCUCUAUACUGUCAUCACUCCCAUCUUGAACCCUUUCAUUUAUACCCUGAGGAACAAAGAUUUCAAAGUUGCAUUAGAAAAGCUCAAGGGAAAGAAGCAAAAGAAAUUGACUCCCUGA